AUGUCUCUGCUCGCGCUGAGAGUCACUUCACUCGCAUGCGGAGGUGUUGUUUCUCAGCAGUGGGCUGUGUUUUACACACCGAGAUCCAUCUGUGCUGGAAAGGGAUCUACAGUGACUCUGGGCUGCACAUACACAUAUCCAACAUAUUCAAGAUAUCGAACUCGGUAUAAAGUUGAGAAAGCUUUCUGGACCAGAGAGUUGGGUCAAAGACAUAAAGAGCCUCCUGAUCUGUCUUCAGACCCAGAGUACAGAGACAGGGUUCAGUACCUCGGAGACACACUGAGUGACUGCCGUCUCAGACUGAGUGAUGUGAGAGAACAGGAUCAAGGCAGAUACUACUUCAGAUUUAUAACAAACAUAGAUGGUGGAAUUUUUCAAGGUCGACCUGGAGUUUUUCUUUCUGUCAGAGAGCUUCAGGUGGAGAUGAUUCCUGAUGAAGUGGUUGAGGGAAAGACAGUCACUCUCACAUGUAAAAACACCUGCAGCCCGACUGUCUCCUGGUACAAAAGUGGAAAUCUUUUCUCCUCCUCCUCUAACCCUCUCCGUCUGCGGUCAGUCAGUCAGAGGGAUUCAGGUGAUUACAGCUGUGCUGCACAGGGAGAAGAUUAUCGCUCCCCUGCUGUCACUCUUGAUGUCCAAUAUCCUCCAAAGAGAGUCUCCGUGUCCAUCAGUCCCUCUGGUGAGAUGGUGGAGGGCAGUUCAGUGACUCUGACCUGCAGCAGUGAUGCAAACCCACCUGUGGAGACCUACAGCUGGUAUAAGGGAGGAUCGUAUAGAGGAAGAGGAGAAACCUACACCAUCGACAGGAUCAGCUCUGAGGACAGUGGAGAGUACAAGUGCUCGGCUACAAAUAAACAUGGAACUCAGUCCUCUCCUGCUGUGUCUCUGAAUGUCCUGUAUCCUCCAAAAAGUGUCUCCGUGUCCAUCAGUCCCUCUGGUGAGAUGGUGGAGGGCAGUUCAGUGACUCUGACCUGCAGCAGUGAUGCAAACUCACCUGUGGAGACCUACAGCUGGUAUAAGGGAAGAUCGUAUAGAGGAAGAGGAGAAACCUACACCAUCGACAGGAUCAGCUCUGAGGACAGUGGAGAGUACAAGUGCUCGGCUACAAAUAAACAUGGAACUUGGUAUUCUCCUGCUGUGUCUCUGAAUGUCCUGUAUCCUCCUAAGAACGUCUCCGUGUCCAUCAGUCCCUCUGGUGAGAUGGUGGAGGGCAGUUCAGUGACUCUGACCUGCAGCAGUGAUGCGAACCCACCUGUGGAGACCUACAGCUGGUAUAAGGUGAAUGAAAGCUCACCUGUAGGAUCUGGACAGAGUUACAGCUUCACGUUGAGCUUCAGCAGCAGUGGAUGGUUUUACUGUGUGGCUCAGAAUAAAUACGGGAAUCAGAGAGCAGCUGCAGUGCCUCUCACUGUAAAUGGGAGCAGAAGUGUCGUUCUGUAUGUAGUUCUUGGAGUCACGGUUGGAUUUGGAUGUUUAUGUGCCAUUAUUGGUGUUUUAUUCAUGUGGAGAAAGAGAAGACGAGGUUCAGCUGAUGAUGCCACGUCCAGUCAGAACGUUCACUCCAGUCUGACUGAUGACACGUACAGAGCUCUCAAUCCUCAGACCAGGUCCUACAAUGACACGUACGACACACUUGCAACGGUUCACCCGAGUCCUCCUGAUGACACGCCCGCAGCUCGGGAUUCUCAGUCCGUCUCUCCUGAUUACAACAAUCUACCAAUCUUCAUGAGGCCUGACUUCAUACUGAGCGAACCGGCCACCUUCAGUGCCGUGUUGCCGUGGUCACACUUCAGCGUCGCCGGGGGGAAGAGCGGCCGGGAUGCCGCGUCGUCACGGUUACUGCAGGAGAAAUUGAGUCACUACCUGGACGUGGUGGAGGUGAGCAUCGCGAUACAGAUCUCUCUGCGCUCCGAGGCGUUCUUCCACGCCAUGUCGUCUCAGCGCGAGCUCCAGGAGCAGCUGUGCGAGGCGGCGGGCGCCGUAAGGGCGCUGCGGGAACACACGGCCGGCUUGGGACGCACCAUGAGCCGCGGGCCUCUGCAGGCGCUGCGGCACACGGUCACGCGCAGGAACUGCGUCACGCUGCACAGUAAACUGAAGCUGAUGGCGGCGGUGCAGCAGACGCAGCCCACCGUGCAGCUGCUGCUCUCCACCUCGGAGUUCGUGGGCGCGCUGGAGCUCAUCAACACCACCAAGGAGGUGCUGCAGCAAGAGCUCCAGGCCUCAGAGCUUCAGGUGGAGAUGAGUCCUGAUGAAGUGGUUGAGGGCGAGACAGUCACUCUCACAUGUAAAAUCACCUGCAGCCCGACUGUCUCCUGGUACAGAAGUGGAAAUCUUUUAUCCUCCUCCUCUAACCCUCUCCGUCUGCAGUCAGUCAGUCAGAGGGAUUCAGGUGAUUACAGCUGUGCUGCACAGGGAGAAGAUUAUCGCUCCCCUGCUGUCACUCUUGAUGUCCAAUAUCCUCCAAAGAGAGUCUCAGUGUCCAUCAGUCCCUCUGGUGAGAUGGUGGAGGGCAGUUCAGUGACUCUGACCUGCAGCAGUGAUGCGAACCCACCUGUGGAGACCUACCGGUACAUCUGGUAUAAGGGAAUAUUGGAUAGAAGAAGAGGAGAAACCUACACCAUCGACAGGAUCAGCUCUGAGGACAGUGGAGAGUACGAUUGCUCAGCUACAAAUAAACAUGGGGCUCGCUUCUCUCCUGCUGUGUCUCUGAAUGUCCUUUAUCCUCCAAAAAAUGUCUCCGUGUCCAUUAGUCCCUCUGGUGAGAUGGUGGAGGGCAGUUCAGUGACUCUGACCUGCAGUGGUGAUGCGAACCCACCUGUGGAGACCUACAGCUGGUAUAAGGUGAAUGAAAGCUCACCUGUAGGAUCUGGACAAAGUUACAACUUCACGUUGAGCUUCAGCAGCAGUGGAUGGUUUUACUGUGUGGCUCAGAAUAAAUACGGGAAUCAGAGAGCAGCUGCAGUGCCUCUCACUGCAAAUGGGAGCAGAAGUGUCGUUCUGUAUGUAGUUCUUGGAGUCACGGUUGGAUUUGGAUGUUUAUGUGCCAUCAUUGGUGUUUUAUUCAUGUGGAGAAAGAGAAGACGAGGUUCAGCUGAUGAUGCCACGUCCAGUCAGAAAGUUCACUCCAGUCCGACUGAAGACAUGUACACAGCUCUCGAUCCUCAGACCAGGUCCUACAAUGACACGUACGACACACUUGUAACUUACUGCAAGUGUGUCGUACGUGUCAUUGUAGGACCUGGUCUGAGGAUCGAGAGCUGUGUACGUGUCCUCAGUCCUCAGAAUGUUCACUCCAAUCUGAUUGAUGACACGUACACAGCGCUUGAUCCUCAGACCAGGUCCUCCAAUGACACGUACGACACACUUGCAGCAGAAGGAAAGUCUAUGGCAGAUGUGCAGGCUUUGCUGACCCAACAGUCUGUCUCUCCUACAGAAGCCAUCCUUCGUGCUGUUGGUGAUCUGUUUGAUAAAUCUGCCAAGCCAUCAGCGGAAGGUGGAGGAUACUGCUGCCUGCGGAUCUUUUCAGGUACUGUACCUACACCAGCAGGAGAGGAAUAA
Neoarius graeffei (lesser salmon catfish) is the source of this 3561-nucleotide messenger RNA. Its product is annotated as titin-like. The transcript has 21 exons. The record is from RefSeq and is a predicted model, not a curated record. Bases 1 to 3561 code for a protein of 1186 amino acids. Lineage: Eukaryota; Metazoa; Chordata; Actinopteri; Siluriformes; Ariidae.